CCCAAUUCUGAGAACAUUAUGGAGUGGCAGCGCUUGACUUGGAAGGUAGAAGCUCUUCUAUCCUUGAGAAAUGCGAGGGAUCUCCUUGCUAGAGCAAUGAUAGCACUUUCUGUGCAGCCGACAGAGUCACAAAAGCAAUGUUGUUAUAGCCUCGACCCAGAUGGAAAUGAGGGAUUACUUUCUCCGUUUGGCAAGACACCAGUAAACCAAGUCGUGGAAGGAUCUGUACUGAAACUCCUAUCACCAGAGAACAAACACCACGCUGUUGAUAGUACUGGGGCCAUCGGUCUAGACUCCGACGCCCCAAAGUUGAACAUCCUAUUAGACGAUGCGAGUCCGCAACAUAAAUACCUCCGAACACUCAUUGCAGUCAUGAUCUUUAAACCUCACACCACCAUCAGAUUCCUGUGUCCAAAACCAAAGCCUAGCAUUCUAUUUCGUCCCUCAACCACCACCCACACUAAGUCAGCUCAAGCGGCUUUCUAUCGCCCUUACACCAGCAAACCAAAGUCCUCAGAUAUGGGCAAAUCAAUUCUCGUCGUCGGCCUCUCUUUCGGCCCCCCAGCCAAUGCCCCGGAAAACUCGCCCGUUCCCGGCCCCGACGCCAAAUUGAAGGAGGCUGUGGCUGCCAGCAUGAAAGCCGUUCGUGAAGCUGGAUACGACAUCACGGUAGUCCAAAUCGACCCGUCCAACGCAACCGCCGACAUCGACGGCGUGAAGGAGAAACUGAAAGCCGAGGAAUUCGACAUGUGCAUGAUUGGAUUUGGACUGCGUAGUAUCCCGGCCUACACGGGGAUUUUCGAGGACCUCGUCAAUGCGAGCAGGGAGAUCAGACCCGGUCUACGGUUGGGCUUCAACACUGGGCCAACGGACAUGGUGGAGAGUUUGAAACGAGGUGGACUCUAA
Molecule: messenger RNA, 906 nt
Organism: Pseudovirgaria hyperparasitica
Lineage: Eukaryota; Fungi; Ascomycota; Dothideomycetes; Acrospermales; Acrospermaceae
Exons: 2
Coding region: 19-906 (295 amino acids)
Source: RefSeq, a predicted model, not a curated record